Molecule: messenger RNA, 441 nt
Organism: Protopolystoma xenopodis
Lineage: Eukaryota; Metazoa; Platyhelminthes; Monogenea; Polystomatidea; Polystomatidae
Source: the annotation of a GenBank genome assembly
CCUGCCAUUAACGACGUUACUUUUCGUGAGCUCGAAAUACUCAUGAAUACACUUUCUGGCUUUGUCCCUCCUGUAGCCAAGGCCCUGAAAGAACGCCGAUUGAUACUGGCCGAAACCGGACAGGCUUCGCCUUGUAUCGAUCUGCGUUUGUUGGCUAGCAAUCUUGUAAAACUGGUUACUCGAGAGCAGGUAGACCUCAUUGUGCUAAUCGGUAUGGGCCGUGCUGUGCAGACUAAUUUAUACGCCCGGUUUUCCGUUGAUUGUCUAAAAGUGGCUGUAUUAAAAAAUGCUUGGCUGGCCAAUCGCCUGGGUGGCCAACUGUUUAAUGUAAUCUUCAGUUUUGAGCCAGCUCCCGAAUCCUCUGAGGUAAAUUUGACAAUAGCUAGUUCGUCUGUAGUCCUAAAUGGCCAGGAAAUGAUCGAGGAUGGCUGUGAUUCCUAA